CCAAAACAGCCCUCGAAAUAUAUCACAACAUGCGGCUACUUGCCACGGGAAGGGCACUACGCGCGAGUAGCGGCGCGUGGUCAAUUACUUCCGUACGUGGGAGAGUUUGCGUUCCUCCGCGUUUUCAGUGUGUCUACGGCUCCAUUGUGAGGCGCCCAAGAUCGACAGUCGCUUCGACGAAGGAAGAGAAGGUCGAAGCUCCAAAAUCCACUGUUCUCAAUGGAAACAGUGGCUUUGUUGGGAAAAAGCAAGAUGUCACCAUUGAGGGAAUCUCCUAUCCAGCUGAUCAAUGGACGAAUGCUACCGAAACAAUCCUUUCCCAUGUCGGCCGCCGACUAUACCUCGACGAGAACCAUCCUCUAGCAAUCACCCGCAAGCUGAUCGAGAGUCAAUUCCCAUCGCCGGUAUACGGAAACUAUUCAGAGCUAAAUCCUGUCGUCUCGACCGCUAAUAAUUUCGACGUUUUGGGUUUCCCUCCAGACCACCCGGGUCGCAGUCGCACCGACACCUACUACGUCAAUGAGAAGACCGUUUUGAGGACGCACACCAGUGCGCACCAGCAGGAAUACUUCCAACGGAUGAACAAGAAUGAGAAGACACGGCCGGAGGAGACGGGUUAUACUGUGAUCGCUGAUGUGUACCGGCGGGAUGCUAUUGAUCGAAGCCACUAUCCCGUCUUCCACCAGAUGGAAGGCGCCCGGUUGUGGAAGCGUCCUGCGACUGAGCCAUUGAAACAUGCUACGCAGACUGCAUCUGCCAUCUGGGAAGAUGUGAAAAAGAUCCCUGCUCAUGAUGUGGUUGUGGAGGACCCUAAUCCGACGAUCCAUCCGGAGCGCAAUCCGCUACAGGCAGAAUAUCACAGCGCUGAAGAGGUGGAAGCCAUAGCUGCUCACCUCAAGCGAUCACUCGAGCGCAUGGUUAUCAAGAUCUUUACCGAAGCUAGCAAAGCAGCAGGAGACGCUCAACAAGAGCCUCUGAAGGUUCGAUGGGUGGAAGCGUACUUCCCCUUUACCAGCCCUUCGUGGGAGCUGGAGGUUUUCUGGCAGGGAGACUGGCUGGAGAUUCUAGGCUGUGGUGUCAUCAAGCAGGAACUCCUGAACAACUCAGAUGUCCCAGAGAGAGUGGGUUGGGCUUUUGGUCUAGGCAUCGAGCGUAUUGCCAUGCUCCUCUUCAACAUCCCUGAUAUCCGUCUAUUCUGGUCCCGCGACGAGCGGUUCCUCUCCCAGUUCAAAGCUGGACAGAUCACUCGCUUUGAACCAUUCUCUAAAUACCCCGCCUGUUACAAGGACGUGGCAUUCUGGCUACAAUCGGCCGGUGGCAGCGCCGCGGGCGGCGCGGUGCCUUUCCAUGAAAACGACAUGAUGGAAAUCGUUCGUGAUGUGGCAGGCGAUCUGGUCGAGGAUGUCAAACUCGUCGAUGAGUUCACACACCCCAAGACAGGCCGGAAGAGCAUGUGCUACCGCAUCAACUACCGAAGCCUGGAGCGGACGUUGACGAAUAAGGAAACCAACGAGUUGCAUGAACAGGUCAGGCAGAAAUUGGUAGAGAGGGUUGGGGUUGAGCUGCGAUGAUGCGGUAUAUAUCGUUUAUCGUACCUCUCGCCCUCCCUAGUGCUUCGAGCCGUAUAACUAUGUAUUAUUAGUAUCGCUUCUUCUCCUGGAGAUACUUUACCUAGAUGUAAAAAUGCCCGAGUCCGCUCUAAAAUUUAAUCCCCGGUGGAAUUUUAGGAGAAGUUACAAUAGCCAAAUGCUUUAAAUCAUG
Paecilomyces variotii is the source of this 1761-nucleotide messenger RNA. RefSeq lists its product as hypothetical. Bases 30 to 1571 code for a protein of 513 amino acids. The transcript has a single exon. The record is from RefSeq and is a predicted model, not a curated record. Gene Ontology annotation, molecular function: phenylalanine-tRNA ligase activity; tRNA binding; ATP binding. Lineage: Eukaryota; Fungi; Ascomycota; Eurotiomycetes; Eurotiales; Thermoascaceae. Gene Ontology annotation, cellular component: cytoplasm; mitochondrion. Gene Ontology annotation, biological process: phenylalanyl-tRNA aminoacylation.